AGCAGAAGUGAAAAAUUGAAGAACAUAGUCAAAAUUGAUCUCUGAAUUUCAGUUUCUGCACUUGAAUCAAAAAUUGAGGAGAAGAAAGCAAUGAUGGGAGGAUCACCAAUUUCAUCCAAUCCCAAAUACCCAAUCCCCAUUUUCGGAAUUGGUCCCACACCAAUCAACCGCCUCUUAACCACCACCUCCGCCGCCGCCGUUAGCGACGCCCUCCGCCGCCGCCUUCAACUCGACUUCCUCCUCCGCUCCUCCCUCGAGCGUAUUUCUCGUCUUGGUGAUGUGCCUCGUUUGAAGGAUAUUAUGUGUCGCGAAAGGGCCCUUCGGUUUACAGGUUUUAACUGCUUUCGAUUGUCGUCCAAUGCUUUGUCCGCUGCAUUGAUGAGCUUAAGUUUCUUCAAUGGAAACGAAAGUCAAAAUAGUUCACGAGAUUUCGGGAAGCCACAGUCAAGAUCUUCUAGAAGAAACUUAUUCGACGGAAGGCAAUGGACCAAUGUACUUCUUGUUGCCAAUGUCUUAGUCUAUAUAGCACAAUCGGCCUCAGAUGGCAAGCUUUUAUUUUGGGGCGCCAAGAUUAAUAGUCUAAUUAGUAAAGGGCAGUUGUGGAGGCUAGCUACAUCUUCGUUUCUGCAUGCGAAUAUUGGACAUCUGCUGGUGAAUUGCUAUUCAUUGAACUCAAUCGGUCCUGCUGUCGAGAAUGUAUGUGGUCCUAAAAGAUAUCUUGCAAUAUACAUGACCUCUGCAAUUGCAAGUGCGGCGAUGAGUUAUCGGUUUUGCCAAGCACCAGCAGUUGGCGCAUCGGGAGCUAUUUUUGGAUUGGUUGGAUCGUUUGCUAUUUUUGCGCUGAGGCACAGGGGAAUGGUCAAAGGCACUGAGAGCGGUUUGAAACAUAUUGCUCAAGUGAUUGUUCUGAACAUGGCUAUUGGGCUGCUAUCUCAAGGCAUCGAUAAUUGGGGACAUGUCGGAGGAUUGAUAGGCGGAGCUGCAGUGUCGUGGCUUCUUGGUCCUGCAUGGGAAGUAGGGCCCAUUUCCCUUAGCGGGAGAAGAACAUUAACCGAUAAGGCGCCAAUUUUUUCUCUCAUCAAAAGACAUGAUCCCAAGUAAAUAUAGCAGAUGAUGCAUCUCUUCAGAUUCACUUGUGCAUAGAUUGAUGUCUACACUAAUACCCCCACUCGUUUAGCAAUACAAUCGAUGUAUUCUGGCUACGUAUUUCAUUUGUAAGCCGUUUUAAUGAUAAACGGCGUUAACAAAAUUUCUGAUCAAAGCUGAUGAAUAAAAUAAACUAUAAUCAAGUAAUUAAGUAAAUGAACUUGUAUAUUGAUUUGUUGAGAAAUUGUGUUGAGCCUUCAAUUUUAUCUUAGU
Erythranthe guttata (spotted monkey flower) is the source of this 1359-nucleotide messenger RNA. It is a transcript of the gene RBL10, whose product is annotated as RHOMBOID-like protein 10. Lineage: Eukaryota; Viridiplantae; Streptophyta; Magnoliopsida; Lamiales; Phrymaceae. Gene Ontology annotation, cellular component: chloroplast membrane. The record is from RefSeq and is a predicted model, not a curated record. Gene Ontology annotation, molecular function: serine-type endopeptidase activity.